AUGGCAGCAGGAACCUACACACUUCCUCCUGGAGGUCUUAUGGAAAUAGUUUUCUCGUUCGACACAACGGGAUCAAUGUCCUCCAUACUUGAGGAGGUUCAGGGAAGAUUACAGGACAUGAUACAGCGCCUCCAGGCGGACAUUCCCGGCAUUAGAAUUGGUGUUAUAGCCCACGGGGACUACUGCGACAAAGACGUUUUCUAUUUGACCCAGGAGCUAGAUUUUUGCACCGACGUAGUGGAACUUUGUAACUUUGUGAAGGGUGUGGGAGGUACAGGUGGCGGGGAUGCCGACGAAUGCUACGAACUAAUUCUCCGUAUGGUCCGACAGAAGUUUUCCUGGACACACGUGUCACAGAAAAUACUGGUAAUGAUUGGAGACGCAAACCCACACGAGCCCGAGUAUGAACUGAAUGUGGAUAAUAUAGACUGGAGACAGGAGAUUAACCAUCUUAAAAACAGUGGAGUUAAGAUAUACGGAGUCCAGGCGUUUGAACAUGAAGGUGUGGAGGACUUCUACAAGACAAUGGCCCUACAAACAGAUGGCCACUACCUCAGACUGGGUGAAUUCUCCAACAUCUGUGAUUUCCUGAUGGCUAUCUGCUAUCGAGAGAGAGGCGAGCACCUUUUCACGGAAUAUGAAGCUGAAGUGCGUUCCAGAUAUGGACCUGGCGGUAUCAAUAGAGAAUUGGAGGGACUCUUUGGAACACUCCGCAAGAACGAGUCUGGAGCCAGUAGCACAAGCUCAACUGCAUCAUGUCCUAUAGUAGUACCACCGCCUAAAGUUACUAGUCCGAAAAUGAUAAAAGGAAAAGCGCCGGUGCCAUUACGAAAACAAAAGCCAGGCAGUCAACAAAAAAAACCAAUUGUGAAAAAGCAAAAACAGGUAAUAGUAUUUCAAAAGAAUCUCAUUCACAUCAAUAGAAAGGCCAAGGAAGACUCAAAACUCAUACAUAGAGAGAAAGUAACACGCUCUUCAUUCCCGUGCAGCCGUUUAGAUUGGUCUACAUGGCGUAUUGCAUAUACUCCAGUGAACGCCUUUGGACCGAGUUUAAAACGAGGCUUUACUACAACAUUUGGAGGUAAAUGUUUAAAACGCAAACAGCUAUUCAAAGACAGGUCGAGAAAAACUGCAGUUUAUGAGGUAUCAGUGCAAACGAAAACACGAGGAAAGCGACAUGUAGUAUACUCACAAAUUGUCACAAGGAAAGGGAAUUGUGUCGAUUGGGAACACGACCUUCUUCUUGGAGGGAGGAAACGUCUUCUGAAUCAAAUACAAUCCGUGGUCGAUUUUGGAUGUAAGGUGUUUGUACGGCGAGCACUCGUUUCGAAAAGACAACUUUCGAAACUGGACUCGUUAAAAGAUUACAGCUACGCAUGGAGCCCCCAGAAAUUCACACGGAAACCUAGACGUGUAGUACGAGAUAAUGUGAUGAUUUCCGAUAACUGCAGCAGUAAUUAA
Messenger RNA from Ylistrum balloti, 1461 nucleotides. RefSeq lists its product as uncharacterized. The record is from RefSeq and is a predicted model, not a curated record. The transcript has 4 exons. Bases 1 to 1461 code for a protein of 486 amino acids. Lineage: Eukaryota; Metazoa; Mollusca; Bivalvia; Pectinida; Pectinidae.